AUUGCUUCACGUAACAGGAAGUGCCCAGCAAAACGUGGCCGGUGGCCUGCAUGGUGAACAGCGCCCAGCGGAGAGCUUCCCUGCGUCGCAAAGGAGAGAAAGAGAGAGAGAUCAAUCACCUUCACCACGGACCACGCUCCCAGGAGGCCAGGCCGGGCUCCUUAUCUCCCGGCGAGCGGGCUGUGUGUCGACAUUCCAAAGUCCAGCCGGGCCCUGUUGAUUCUGGGAAGGAGGCCCAGCUCCGGAGGGGACUCGCCGCCGUCGCCAUGCCCUUCGUGGAGCUCGAGACCAGCCUGGCCGCCCAGGCCCUCCCCAAGGACUUCGCCGCCAAGCUCAGCCGCGCCGCGGCCGACAUCUUAGGAAAACCCGAGGAGCGCGUGGUGGUGACGGUGAAGGGCGGCCUCUCGAUGGUGCUGAGCGGACGCGGCGGGGACUCGGCUCCGGGAGCCUUGCUCUCGGUCUCCUCCAUCGCCGUGGUGGGCUCCGCGGAGCAGAACAAGCAGCACAGCGCCCGUUUCUUCGAGUUCCUUCAGCGGGAGCUGGGACUCGCCCCGGAGCGGAUCCUGAUCCGCUUCUAUCCGCUGGAGCCCUGGCAGAUCGGGAAGGACGGGACCGUCAUGACCUUCCUCUGAUUCCGGACCGGUUGUCAAAGGCAUUCCCCAAGAAAUGAAAUAAAAGAAUGACAGAAACGAACCAAAA
Anolis carolinensis (green anole) is the source of this 699-nucleotide messenger RNA. RefSeq names its product D-dopachrome decarboxylase-B. The record is from RefSeq and is a predicted model, not a curated record. The transcript has 4 exons. NCBI's taxonomy places the organism in Eukaryota, Metazoa, Chordata, Lepidosauria, Squamata, Anolidae. The coding region runs from base 51 to 632 and encodes 193 amino acids. Gene Ontology annotation, molecular function: phenylpyruvate tautomerase activity.